Messenger RNA from Brenthis ino (lesser marbled fritillary), 762 nucleotides. Lineage: Eukaryota; Metazoa; Arthropoda; Insecta; Lepidoptera; Nymphalidae. The record is from the annotation of a GenBank genome assembly.
AUGUCUACCCACGAUAAUAUUACUGCUGAGCAAGAAAUUCAGAAGACUUUAAAGCUAUGCAACUAUUGCACAAGAUUCAUAGGCAUGUCUUUAAUCGACGAAUUACCAAAAAGCGUAUUUGGUAAUCUUCGGAAAUACAUGUGCUUUUUAGGAACAAUGAUCAUAUUGAUUUUAAAAGAAGCUGGCCAAAUAAGCUAUGCCAUAACAAAGCUAGCAUCAUCUGCUUCUGUUGCGGAUUUUGUAGCAGGCUUACAUAUAAUUGGCUACGAUUUCAUAAGCUUAUUGUCCGUAGGGUCAAUGCUGAGUUCAGACAUUUUAUUUAUGACCAUGGCAAGUCACAUUAGCAUGUUACUUCGACUAUUACAAGACAGAAUUCGUCGAUUGGAAAUGAAAGAUAACAAUAAUUGUUACGACGAAAUAACUUCACUAAUUAAAAUUCAUCAGAGAUUAAUUACGUAUGGGGAAGACUUGGAGAAUGCUUUUUGUCUAGUCAAUCUUAUUAAUGUUGUUUUGAGUUCCGUAAAUAUUUGCUGUGUGACUUUUAAUAUUAGCUCCGGCUUGGCCACCGCAGUUUACGAUAGCGGCUGGUACCAGUGUGAUGUUCGCAACCAGAGAGUGCUCUUAACUAUAAUUCAAAGAUCCCAGAAACCUCUUUAUUUCACAGCGAUGAAAUUCAGUCCCAUCACUAUGUCGACUUAUAGCUCGAUACUUACCACUUCUUAUUCGUAUUUUGCUCUAUUAUACACAAUGUAUCGAAGCAAU